AAUUCCUUGCUCACAUUAUUCCGACGAUCUGAAUGAGAUAUACCGCAUACUAGUGUUUAUGACAAAAUGAGUCCACAAGACGAUGGCACCACAGAUGAGCCUGUCAACAGGGAACCUCCAGCGGAGCAACUAGUACAAAGGUAAGUAGGCUAGGCAAUGAAAGGAAAGGCAGAGGAUCAGGACACUCGGAGAAGGCUGAUGAUGGAGUGGUUGAUCGAUCGAUCGAUUGAUUGAUGAUUUCUUGUAAAAAGCUUCCUCACGCCUUCGAAAAGCCACGACGCGUCGGGAGAACCCGAAGCAUACGACCGCAACCAUGGACCAAUACAGCACAUCGAUGCUUCGACGCACAAGGUGACCAUCAGGUCUGAACAGUCGAAUUUGAUGAAGUCGAGUGACGUUCCGCCCGAAGGCAUCGACGUGACUUUAAGCAUGGACGACCUUAGACGAAGAUUCGCCCAACAUACAGUCACAUGCGCGUUGCAAUGUGCCGGGAAUCGACGACACGAGGUGAGGAGCAGGGUGAAGGAGGUCACCGGGGUGGAUUGGGGGGAUGGUGCUGUCAUGAAUGCAGCUUGGACGGGACCCCUUUUACGUGACAUUCUCAUCGACCAAGGACUGAAUGUGAAAAGUGACCUAAAGUACCAUGACGGGUUACAUGUCCAGAUGGAGUGUAAUGCCACAAAGGUACAGGAUGACGAGUGGUACGGAUCCAGUGUGCCACUGGGCAUGGUCAUGGAUCCUGAGAGAGAGGUUGUUCUUGCUCUGGAUAUGAACGGUUCACCCCUUCCCGCGCGCCACGGCGCACCAGUCCGAGCAAUCAUCCCCGGAGUCAUCGGAGCCCGCAGUGUCAAAUGGCUGGACACGAUAGUCAUUUCUGCACAAGAAUCGCAAAACCACUAUCAACAGCACGACUACAAGGUGUUACCUCCCGAAGCCACGUCUCCAGAGAAAGCAGAGGACUUGGGAGUCUGGGACAAGACUCCGGCGAUGCAAGAUAACCCGAUCAACUCUGUCGUCGCCCUACCCUCCCACGACGGGGACGAGCUGAGACGAGACGGCAACGGUCGUGUACGUAUAGCCGGGUACGCUAUCCCUCAGGGUAAAGGGGGUCCCGUGGAGAGGGUACAGGUCAGUAUCGACCGUGGCGAGACUUGGAAGGACGCCACCGUCCUGGACGACGGAGACGAAAACACCACACAUCCCGCAAAUAAGGGCAAGGAAAGAGGGAAAUUCAGUUGGGUGUUGUGGGAGGUUGAGAUUGAGAUUGAUACCACCACCGCCACCACCACCACCACCACCAAGGCAACCAACGACACGAUAGAUAUCUGGAGUAAAGCUACUGAUCGUGCUGGAAAUACGAUGGAUGAGGAAAAUCCAAAAGGCAAUUGGAAUCUCCGGGGGGUCGGGUAUAACGCCGUCCAGGGUCGGAUAAAUAUCAAAAUCGUCUGAGUGAUACCGUGUUCAAUAUGAGGGAAGCAAACUUGUCUGCCUGCACGAGAUGUAUAUGACGAGUGUAUGAUUUAUUUUACUUGCCUACCCAAGGUACCUACCUACCCACUUACCUACCUUAGGCAAUUAUUCUGGUAAUGACACGAUGGGAUGAGAAUGAGCAUGCCGUACAGUAUGUCCGAGACGAACAAAUUGCAACUGCUGUUCCC
Exophiala oligosperma is the source of this 1658-nucleotide messenger RNA. RefSeq lists its product as hypothetical. The transcript is spliced from 3 exons. Lineage: Eukaryota; Fungi; Ascomycota; Eurotiomycetes; Chaetothyriales; Herpotrichiellaceae. The coding region runs from base 382 to 1449 and encodes 355 amino acids. Gene Ontology annotation, molecular function: oxidoreductase activity; molybdenum ion binding. The record is from RefSeq and is a predicted model, not a curated record. Gene Ontology annotation, cellular component: mitochondrion.